AUGAAGCCAUCUGAAACGAAGUCCGAACCACCAACCAAACCAGAGUCUGGAAAAAACACACAGUCUACCAAGCCAGCAGACUCUCAAAAUAAACAGCCGUCUGAAGAGAGGCAGAAGGAACCCAGUGGUGCAAAAAGCCAAACCUCACCUUCUGUGACAACAACUUCUAAGCCAAAUAAUACAGGAAAAGCAACUACAGCGCCAGCUGACCAGCUUCCACAAGCCUCCUCCAUAGAGACAGCAAAGCCUAAGUCUGAGAAGAUGUCCAUGGCGGCUGGUGCAGGCGCAGCCAGUGCAAGUGUGGUUGCUGCAGCUGAUAAGUCAAGUACUGAGCCUGGUAUGGAUGAGUCGGCACUAGAUAGCCUAAUAGAUACCCUAGGUGGACCUGAAGAAGAUGUGCCUACUAGUCCUGUUUACACUGGUCCGGAAGUUACGGAAGAUAUAUCUUCAAGAUACUUGGAAGAAAUGGGUAAACGGGAAGGUAGUCUUCCUCCAGAGUAUGUUAAAUUGUUGAAGAGCAAAGGGGAUGGCAAAGAUGGAGUCCCACCAAAAGCAGAUGCACGAGAUGAAAAACCAAUGACAGAUGAUGAGCUUGCAGAGGCCCUGUCAUCUGAAUUUACCUGUAGUACUGCUUCUGCAGAAGAAAAGAAGACAAGUCUGACAGAGAAACCAAGUAAAGAAGGGGAAAUUGUGCAAGCACAAGCAGCAAGUUCAGUCAAGGCGUCAGUUCCUCCUAAAGAGAAGAAAACAAAAUCGAAAGAGGAAAUUAAAGAUGAUGCAGUGGAAGCUCUUCUUGAUACUCUUGGUGGACCUGAACCUGAACCUGAAGAAGAUCUUACCCCUGUGGUAGAGGUGUCAGAGGCAAAAGCUAAAGAGAAAAAAGAAAAAAAGGCUGGAGAACAUGAUGGUACAAUACCUCCAGAAUACAGGUUAACACCAGAGUUGGAUAAAGAUGGAAAACCAAUAUUGCCAAAGCCUGAAGAAAAACCUAAGCCUUUGAGUGAAUCUGAUCUUGUCGAUGAAUUUUCCAAAGACUUCGCCUGCCCUGCACAGCCUGCAGUACAAUCCAAACCAUUGAAGCCCAGCAGCACAUCCAAA
Messenger RNA from Tauraco erythrolophus (red-crested turaco), 1098 nucleotides. The record is from RefSeq and is a predicted model, not a curated record. Lineage: Eukaryota; Metazoa; Chordata; Aves; Musophagiformes; Musophagidae.